Messenger RNA from Alternaria infectoria, 1722 nucleotides. RefSeq lists its product as uncharacterized. Bases 1 to 1722 code for a protein of 573 amino acids. The record is from RefSeq and is a predicted model, not a curated record. NCBI's taxonomy places the organism in Eukaryota, Fungi, Ascomycota, Dothideomycetes, Pleosporales, Pleosporaceae. The transcript has 2 exons.
AUGGGCUAUGUCCUAGAACAGGCGGGCAUCUCGUGGCCCAUCCGAAACCCUCUAUACCUUCCCAAUGCGCUCGAGCGAGCCACGCAUCUGUCACACAUAUCCCCGACAAACUCUCGGACACCCAAGGCCCGGCCCUUCCCAGGCGACAUCAACAUGCAGUCGCCAAUCUCGCAACCAUCGGCAUCCGCCUUUGCCAGAUCGCAGAUUCCCUUACCCAAUCGACGCUCUAAUGCGCAUCUGCCCCCUAUCUCACAAUUCGCAAAGCCGCUUCCGGGUUUUAGAAACAACGGUCGCCCGGGCAUAUGGGAUGAUAAUCUCAACUCGCUUGUAGAUUCUGCCGAUGACAUUAGCAUGGAUACAUGGUCAACAAGAAGGACGUCGGGCUCGACCAGCGACAUGGCCAUGCCUGACUACAUGUAUGCUUCUUCACAUCUGUCACGGAAAAGUCAACCAUGGAUGCCUGACAGGUCCCAAUACGAUCAAGGCAUGAGUACAGAGUGGGAAGACCACCCGCCGAGGAAGGACAAAGAGAAACAGCUCGUUGUCACCCUUCGAGAUGACCAGCUAGGGCAGAUCAUCCAAGCCAUGAGUCCACCAAAGCAGAAUCGUGAGCUACCGCACGGAUCGGGCAAUCAACGCCAUGAGAAUACUGGUCGCCUACCGACUGCCUACAACUACUGUCCCCCAAAGUCAGACAUCAAUCCACCUAUCAACCGCCCGUCGUCGGCGGCCAUGGCGCGCAAGCCAUCAUACUCGGGCUUCAACAAUGCCCUACGGAACGCAUCGAAUAAGCAGUCACCAAGUAAUCAGCGGUUCCACGAUGCGAUUAAUGACAAACAGCCUACGAUGAAUCACCCUUCCUUCUCAAGCAACAAAGAGAAUCGCCCGCCUUCGCAAUCGCGAUUGCCUACUGCGUUUCCGAACGCGAACCGUGUUCCGACGCCGAACCCCUUCGCGCAAAGGCUUCCAACCCAUACCUCAGAUAUCUCCAUGAGAGACCCAUCUCCGGCACGUUCAAGUAUGUAUAGGUUCAGUCGGAGCGAAGCGCCACCUCCGACCAUUGAGCCUGCUAAGUUUGGGUCAGCUCACGGCCCUUCAGCUGUGAAUAUCAGAAGCCGGAAGGAAGGCCUGGCAUCUGACUCACCGAGGCUGUCUGACCAAGCAAUGCGCCAUGAUCAGAGCCUGCUACCAUCGUUAAACUCAGGUCCUCGGACUACACAUAUAUCAAUCUUUGAGGAUAAAGACGAAUCCUCACACAACACCCAGAAGAACAUCCCUGAUGUAGUCGAGAUCAUCGACGUGGAUGCCAUCGACCCCCACCUAAACACCAAUGCAUCCUUCGAGAGCAAUAAGCUCUCCCCGUUCAAGCCCUGCCACAAGACUGGAGUGUCGCUUUCAAGCAUCGACAGUACUGGUCGUUUAGAGAGACAGCUCUACAGUGCCCUUGGCGAAGAACUAGGCAGCUUUGAACAUCAUAUCGACACCACAGGCAUGGGACCUGAGCUUGCACAAGCACUCGGUGGCGACGCAGCACACUCCGAUCUCAGCGGCUCCGGCAUGCUAAACCCAAACGCUCACGAAUUUGAGCCAACAAUCAAGCGGAAGAGACAGAGUACUUUGGGUGGCAGUCGGGAGAGAAGUCCGAUGACUAAGAAAGAGAAGGCUGACUUGCGAGCUGGCGACGAUCGGGAAGAGGUGGUGGUGUGUAUGAGGGGGGAUUGA